Messenger RNA from Racocetra fulgida, 158 nucleotides. The record is from the annotation of a GenBank genome assembly. Lineage: Eukaryota; Fungi; Glomeromycota; Glomeromycetes; Diversisporales; Gigasporaceae.
AUUUGUUUGAUGAUUCUUUAACAAUUGAAAUUGAAGACACCACCGUUGACGUUUACCUUGAGAAAGAACUUGAUGAAGAGCUUUUGCAGAUUAGCACCAAAGCAGUGGAUAUAGAUAUGGAAGAUGAGCUAACAAUAGAAAAUUUGUUUAAUAUUUAA